Molecule: messenger RNA, 2219 nt
Organism: Harpegnathos saltator (Jerdon's jumping ant)
Lineage: Eukaryota; Metazoa; Arthropoda; Insecta; Hymenoptera; Formicidae
Gene: car
Product: vacuolar protein sorting-associated protein 33A
Exons: 8
Coding region: 301-2130 (609 amino acids)
Biological process (GO): vesicle-mediated transport
Source: RefSeq, a predicted model, not a curated record
ACAUUCGACUUGUCACUGAGUCGUAUUAUUAUGAUUUCGAAUUUUCAGUAAAUAUAGUAGCGGCUCGUAGCGGAGAGCUCUUAGUUCUACAAUUUUCUCUUUGAGUCGCCACUGUCUAAUGAAGAUACAACUUUGCGAUUGUAACCCUGCGAUUAGUCAGACGUAAUUUUUCAAGUAGUAUAACUCAGUGACAAAGUAGUGAACCAUCGGUUGUCAAAUACGAUGUAGCGUCUAUAGCUGUCAUUGUGGUGGAUUGUUGCAGAAAAUACUGCAUAUAACUGAUAAAAUUAUAAAAUAAUCAUGUCAUCGACAUAUUUGACGGGAGGCAGAUUAAAUGUCGGACUUAUACAAGAACAAGCAAGAAAACGAUUACUUUGUUUGUUGGAGAAGUGCGAUGGUCCGAAAGCUAUUAUAUGGGAUCAGUCAUUAGCCGGACCAAUUGGUCUUGUGGCAAAAUAUAACUUGUUAGAAGAAUAUGGUGUUGUAAAAAUGUAUCCAUUAUAUGGUGGAACUUUGACAAUACCAUCCAAUAUCGCCAAUAUCAUAUUCAUAUCAAGACCACAAUUAGAACUUAUGGAUUUAAUAGCAGAGAAUAUUCGUGGGGAGGAAGAUAAAAAGCCACGUAAAGAAUUUCACUUAUUUUUUGUGCCACGCAAGAGUCUGCUUUGUCAAAAAAAGCUUCAGAACCGUGGUGUGUUUGGCAAUUUUACUUUAAUAGAGGAAUUUAAAUGUGACCUCUUCCCAUUCGAUAAUGACUUACUAUCAAUGGAACUGAGCAAUUCUUUCAAAGAAUUUUACUUGGAAAAUGAUCCUACCUGUUUAUAUCAAGUUGCACAAGCUAUACAAGGCUUGCAAAGGUUGUAUGGAAAAAUUCUGAAAGUUACAGGCAGAGGGCCAGCUGCUAGUAAAGUUUGGGAACUAUUAGAGAGAUUAAAUAGAGAAGAAGAAGACAGUAAGACAAUUCCUGUCUCCUCUGUUGCCAUUGAACAUUUGUUACUAUUGGAUCGAUCUGUAGAUUUGCUUUCACCGUUAGUUACACAGUUGACGUACGAAGGUUUAAUCGAUGAAAUAUUUGGAAUAAAAUACAAUACUGUGCAGUUACCUGCAAAAAAGUUUCAUGAUUCCGACGAUUCUCCCACAGCGAUGUCGUUGAAUGAAAAAGAACAAAUUAUAUUGAAUUCUGGAGAAGAACUUUUCGCUGAGAUCAGAGAUAAAAAUUUCAAUGGUGUUGGACCAGUUCUCAGUAGGAAAGCCAAAGUAAUUUCGUCUCAAUUUGACGAAAGACAUGGAGACAAGAGUGUGCAAGAAAUCAAACAAUUUGUCGCGAGACUACCGCACAUGUUAGCCACCAAGCAAUCUUUAGCAAGACACACUACAAUCGCAGAAAUGAUAAAGGAAGUUACUGACUCGAGCAGCUUUUUGGAAUCAUUGCAAGUCGAACAAGAACUAUUGAAUUGCAUUGAUACGGACAAACCGAAUGCUUACAUUGAGGACAUGAUAGCGCAGCAACAACCGUUACUGAAAGUUUUACGUCUUCUUUGCAUACAGUCGUUGACGAAUUCUGGUUUAAAACCGAAGUUGUUGGAUUAUUACAAGAGAGAGAUAAUACAUACUUACGGGUUCCAGCAUUUGCCGACCAUAUUAAAUUUAGAGAAAGCCGGAUUGCUGAAGCAGCAACAGUCGGUACGACAAUACGCAGUUUUGAGGAAGGCAUUGAGACUUACAGUUGAGGAUGAAAGUGAAAUAACGCCAAAAGAUAUCAGUUACGUACAUUCCAUAUAUGCGCCAUUGAGUGUAAGAUUAGCGGAGCAACUGAUACAACCGAGUGGAUGGCAAGGUUUAAACGAUGUGAUGGGGUUACUGGCAGGUCCUACUGUAAGCAAUGUUCCAUACAAUAUGCAAUCUUCAUUAAUGAGACGAAACUCCAUCACCAGCGAAGACUCCAGUUCUGAGCCACCGAAAUUGAUCAUGAUAUUCUUUAUCGGAGGAUGUACUUUCGCUGAAAUAUCCGCCCUUCGAUUUCUGUCGCAGCAGGAGGAUUUGAAUGUCGAAUUUGUCGUGGGAACCACUAGAUUGAUCAACGGUGAUACGUUUCUCACUUCUCUAAUGGAGGAUCUAGAGCAGACGUAAUGAAGAUACUAAAUGUAUCCGAAUAUCAAAUACAUAAUUUUUAUUGCUGGAAUAAAUCGAGAAUAAAGCGAAGAUUCUACCUAACAGUA